GGACGGACGUGCGUUAUAAAUAAAGAUUUCACGUACAUUCUGUGGGAGUGAAGUGCUUGUGUUUCGGAUUAUUAAUUAAGUGAGUUUAUAAUGCACGUCAAGAAGCGACAACGUAAGCGGAGAUCAAAACGCAGUGCGGUAAAAUGAACUUUACUGAAUAUGUAAUAUUAUCGACUUGAGAACCAAAAUGGCAUCCACAAUACGCCCGCCGGGCGAAAUUUCCAGCAGAGAUUUGUUAGUUGUGCUUCUGUUCUUGUGUCAGACCAUAGUUUGUGACAGUCAGUGCCCGAAGUUCGCGGAGCGGCCUCUAGAGACGAGAGUACUAGAUGCUUCCAUAGUUUUUAGAGCAGUUGUGGUUGAAACCCACUUGCAGAGUAAAACAUUAGAUUUAGCUCUUGUAUCAAUAUACCGGGGCGGAUUGGACCUGGCGUCAGUUAGUCAGUAUUCUGGGUCACCGUACAACACCACUGAUAGGCAGAUUAACCUCAAAAUCGGCACACAGCUGAUAGCUUGCUUUAACUGGAGUAUGGCUCCGCAAAGCGAGCUCGUAGUGUUUUCAAGAGUCAGUGACCCUAUUGAAGACCUCGAGACUACUCCACCAGAUGGAUCUUGGUUAGAGGCCACAGCAGCGGCCGUGCCAUGGAGCUUAGGUGUAGAUAUCGCCAUUUGGAAUGCGGUUGGUUGGGCAGGAUGGGGCGAGUGGGGGGUGUGUAGCAAAACAUGCGGUGGGGGGAGGCAAACUCGUAGACGCUAUUGUUCUAAAGGCUUUUGUGAAGGAUUCGGAGAGCAGUGGAGAUCCUGUAACUCUUUUGAAUGUGAAGGCACAAUAAAUCCACUCGCACCAGGCGCGAGAAGGAAUUUCCACCCCGCUCAAGCAAAGUGGGGCAGAGUAGCAGACAGACCGCAUGCCUUCAGUUUGCGGCCAAACUCCUACAUAUGGAUUGCCUCUUCAGAACUAUUUGCAGCGGGGAACGCUUUUCCACGAGAGUUCACUUUAUUCCUCUCGUUGAGGUUGCGACCUGAGAGUGGCGGAUACGGGCAAGGUACACUUUUUUCUCUGCGAUCACGUCGUCGUUCUGGUUCCUUUUUAUCCCUGGAGCUGGCGGGACGAGGUGCUGCAAGACUUGUACAUGCGGGAGGUGGAUCCAAGAAGACCAUCUACCUUGCUGUACCACUAUACGACUUUAGAUGGCAUCAUAUCGCUAUCAGCGUUCAUGAUGAUAACACAGUACGAGUUUACGUGGACUGUCGCUGGCUGAGGACGGAUGUACUUGAAAAAGACGCUUUGGAUACGCCGAGGGACGCCGAUCUCAUUAUAGGCUAUCUCUUCUCGGCAUCUUUGUCUACCAACCUAGGACACUUAGUGUUUUACCGAAGAAUGUUUGUUUUCCUUUUAAAGGGUGACCUAGAACAAUUAGUGCUGGUGCCAAGAGCUGGACAGGCGUUUAAGCAGUGUUCCAGUCAAGCCAACGGCAGUAUCACCCCAUAUGUCACACUAAAUACGUAACUCUGACUGAAUCAGUAAACUUCAUUGGUCUCAUUAUAUCGUAUAUUUGUUCGAAAUUUACAUUUAUGCACUUUGUUAUUAUAAGACAGGAAAUAUUUGAUAAUAAAUUUGCAUUUCAAAAAUUAUAUUAUUUUAUUAAUAGUUGUUUAACUAAUAAUUAUUCAAAUAAAAAAUGAACGUUAAAAGAAUGCAGAUUGUUUUAUUAUUAAUAUGGUAACGAAUAGUCAUAGAAAUACUUUUUGGUGGUUCUAGAUUGUUUAUUUCGAUUUGAAUUGAAAAAAAUGUGUCAACAUGCGUUAAACAUUAUUUGAAUGUAAAAUAUUACAAACAUUGUUUUUUGUGGACAUUUUGAAUUAGUUUUUUUUAUGUAAUACUGUAAAAAAUUAUCUAAUAAGACCUAGUUGCUAUUAAAUGUGCAUAGUGUUUUAUAAAAUAUUGCAAUCAUUGUUAACUAAAAUUAAUACAUAAACGUGUAGAUUUUAUGUCAAGCCGAAAAAGUUCCCCUUUAAUAAAACGAAAUCUAUAGAGCGAUUCUGUAAUUUAAGCUGUGAAUUGAACACGAUGCCUUGAGCAUUUGCGUGUGAAUUUCAUAAUACAUAAUACAUUAUUAUUGGCCACACAUAUAUCAAAUAACGGCUAACACACCUAAGAAGGUAAAAUGAUAUAUGGAAUAAUUGUUACUAAGUGCAAGCUACUAAACGAUAAUAAAUAUAAUAUUAAGAAAUCUAACGUUGUUCAUCCCUUACUGUCAAAUUCUGUUUAAUUGCUGUAAUGAUAAGAGACAGAAGCUAAAUAUCGUUGAUUUCGUUUUAUUGACUAUGAGUAUAUUUAACAAAUUAAUAAUUUUCUUAACAGCAAAUUCAUUAAGCUGACAUCGUAAUAUGUUACAUUAUUUCCUGCUGUGUAUGUGUAGAUAAUAAUUGUUAGAAGGACCCGUAUUUUGUAUCUAUAUUUAUAAGAAUUGUAUAUAUUUUA
Pieris brassicae (large cabbage white) is the source of this 2482-nucleotide messenger RNA. RefSeq lists its product as uncharacterized. The record is from RefSeq and is a predicted model, not a curated record. NCBI's taxonomy places the organism in Eukaryota, Metazoa, Arthropoda, Insecta, Lepidoptera, Pieridae. The coding region runs from base 188 to 1507 and encodes 439 amino acids. The transcript is spliced from 10 exons.